Messenger RNA from Onychostoma macrolepis, 4513 nucleotides. It is a transcript of the gene slitrk5b, whose product is annotated as SLIT and NTRK-like family, member 5b. Gene Ontology annotation, molecular function: protein binding. The record is from RefSeq and is a predicted model, not a curated record. Bases 190 to 2760 code for a protein of 856 amino acids. Gene Ontology annotation, biological process: positive regulation of synapse assembly; regulation of presynapse assembly; axonogenesis. The transcript has 2 exons. NCBI's taxonomy places the organism in Eukaryota, Metazoa, Chordata, Actinopteri, Cypriniformes, Cyprinidae. Gene Ontology annotation, cellular component: membrane.
UUUCCGAGUCAUCGUCAUGUUAGUCAGAGAAAUGGUUGCCUGACGAGCAUCACCGUUCACUGGGAUCCGGGAACCGAAUUAAAAUGUAAAUACAGCAACAGUAACAUCUUUCCAGAUGAGAUGCGCGUUUUUCUCUGCGGUGCACGCGGAUGACAGCACACAAUAUCUACUCAACCACCAUCCAUCGCCAUGAACAUGCAUAUGUGGAUAUUGGACAUACUGUCUUUCGCCACGUUUUUCACCUUAAUUGAGAUGUUCGACAUUUAUGGGGAUAUAUGUACAGGCCUGUGCGUCUGCGAAGAAAGAGACGGGAUUUUUACAGCCAGCUGUGAAAACAGAGGAAUUAACAAUCUGUCUGAGGUAACACCUUUACACUUCACUGCUUAUCAUCUUCUGCUCACAGGGAAUCUGUUAAAGAAAGUCUCGCUCAACGAUUUCGUUCAGUAUGAAGGACUCACCAUUUUACAUCUAGGCAACAACGAUAUAUCAGAAAUCGAAGGUGGCGCUUUUAAUGGACUCCAGGGAUUAAAGCGAUUGCACCUAAACAAUAACAAAAUUGAGGCACUAAAGGACGACACAUUCCUCGGACUUGAAAGCCUGGAGUACCUACAGAUUGACUAUAAUUAUAUUAGCCACAUUGAACCGAAAGCCCUGAGCGUUUUACGUCACUUAGAGGUGCUCAUCCUCAAUGACAAUUUACUAUCCGCUCUGCCAAACAACAUCUUUCAGUAUGUUCCUUUAACUCAUCUCGACCUGAGAGGCAAUCAACUCAAAGUGCUUCCCUAUAUCGGCCUUCUGGAGCACCUGAGUCACAUUGUGGAGUUACAGCUCGAAGAAAACCCAUGGAAUUGUUCUUGCGAAUUAAUUGCGCUAAAAGCCUGGCUUGAAAGCAUAUCUUACACUGCUUUGGUCGGAGAUGUGGUUUGCGAGACUCCCUUUCGAUUGCAUGGACGAGACCUCGACGAAAUCUCAAAGCAAGAACUGUGUCCCCGCAGAGCCAUCGCCGAAUACGAAAUGCGCGCAGAACCGGCUCACAGCAGCGAGAUCCUCUACAAAACCACGUCAGCGACAUUCACAGCGGGUUUUGCAUCUUCAACCAUCUUGCGCGCCACAAAAAGCAGCCGUUUAUCAGGAAAACUUCGCAUUAAACCCACUUCGCGCUCGUCUUCAAGCAAGCCGCAGAAUUAUGGUCCAAUGUUGGCCUACCAAACCAAAUCUCCGGUUCCUCUAGACUGUCCCAAUGCAUGCACAUGCAAUCUCCAAAUUUCAGACCUCGGGUUGAACGUCAACUGCCAAGAGCGGAAAAUCGAAAGCAUCUCGGAUCUUUAUCCCAAGCCGUACAACCCCAAAAAAAUGUACCUAACCGGAAACUACAUCUCUUCGGUGUGCAGUUCCGACUUCAAUGGCGCAACCGGAUUGGAUUUGCUCCACUUAGGCAACAACCGCAUAGCCGUCAUUCACGAUAAGACAUUCGGCCAACUUAUACACUUAAGAAGGCUUUACUUAAACGGCAACUUAAUCGAGCGUCUCACCGAGGAUAUGUUUUACGGUUUACAAAGCUUGCAGUUUUUGUAUUUGGAGUAUAACGUUAUUCGAGAGAUCGCAGUUGGUGCCUUUCAACAUGCGCCCAAUCUUCAAUUGCUGUUUCUCAACAACAACCUCCUCAAGACUCUACCACUGGGCGUCUUUGACGGAUUAAGCCUGGCUCGAUUGAAUCUGCGCAGCAACCAUUUACGAACUCUUCCGGUCGGCGGCAUUCUCGAAGACCUAACGGCGCUGGUGCAGAUCGAUCUCUUCGAGAACCCUUGGGAUUGCUCGUGUCUCGCGAUGGAGAUGAAAAACUGGUUGGAGCAGCUCAGCACCGGUACCGUGGUGAACAGCGUCAUUUGCGAAUCUCCGCUGAGUCUCUCAGGCGAGGAUAUGCGAUACGUUCGCGCAUCUGAUCUCUGCCCGGAAAGCUCAAAUGCGCAAUCUUCCGUCAUGCCGCCCUCGGAGGAAUCCUUUCCUGGUAGUACCAUCACUUUAGAAACAGCCUUGGAUUAUGACACGCAGUAUCCCACAGUCCCCCUUUCUGUUCUUAUUCUCGCUUUGUUGCUACUUUUUAUAUUAUCUGUUUUCGUCGCCGCUGGAUUGUUUGUUGUCAUAAUGAAGCGGCGUAAAAAGUCUGAACGCCUGGCUUCGGUAACCGCCAAUGCAAGCUCCUUCAAUGCAAUCUACACCGACAGGGCAAAGUCUAGAACAUCGGUGGGCCACGUCUACGAAUACAUCCCACCCUCAACAGAAAGCGCUGCGAAAAACGGCCCCUAUAGUGAAAGAAAUGCAAUCGAGAAUUACAGAGACUUCGAAGAACUCAAUAGAGUUCUGGCAUCCAAUAAUUCGGAUGAAGACGUCAGGAGCAACGCGAUAAGCUCCGAGUUUAGCGCUGGCACUCCAGACGCCCUCAACAGACAUUCUCCUCUCUUGGACGACAAUUACUUUUACCGAGAUAUCUUGGCUAGGGACCAGCAGGCCUCUUACAGGGGUAAUUUAGCAUGUAAGCAUGGCACACAUGCAUCAGCUCACUGCGCGCCAGACUUUGAUGUGAGACAUCAAUACUUGAAUCCGGAAAGGGUACAGCAGACCAUGGUAUACUGCUCGACGCCAACCACCGUCUACAUAGAGCCCAACAGAAGCGAAUACUGGGAACUGAAAGCCAAGCUUCAUUUUGAACCAGACUAUUUGGAGGUUCAUGAGAAAAGGACGACCUUCACACAGUUCUGAAAUAUGGAUUUUUCUUAAUUUUUUUUUUUAGUUUGGGAGAAAUCAUUUUAUCUGAGAGAUAUUAGGGUGAAUCUCACAAAAAAAAUAUGAUUGCACUUCAAAAUUCAAAAGAAAGAAAAUUUGCUUUUAUAUUUUUAAUUAAAUAUUAUUUUAUAUUUAUAAUAGUAUUUUUUCUUUGGCAUUGUGACAUUUUGCUGGACAAUUAAACCAGUUUUCCCCCAUUUCCAUUUUCAUUUUGCAAAAAAAGAAAAGAAAAAAACACUAAAAUAAUAAUAAUAAUUCUAUAUUUCUCAUUAAUGUGGAAAAAAAAUAAUUUAAUAAAUUAUCUAUACAUCAUAUUUAUAAAUGUAUAUUUUAUUUAGAUUUUGCAUAAAGAAAAUGAAGCCUAGUUAUUAUUAUUUGUUUUUAUUUAUUUAUUAAUUUUAUUUUGCAUUGUGACAUUUUGCCGGACAAUUAAGCAAAUUAUAUAUAUAUUUCACAGUGAAACAAAUUUUAAUGAUCCUUCAAACCAGGUUUAUAUUUCCAAUGCAAAAUAUUUUUUUUCUUUUAAAUGUUGGGUUUUUUGUGAGAUUCGCACCAUAUUCUCAUACAUAUCAUGCAUCGGAAACAUAAAUACAACCGUCUUUUACUUCUGUAUCAUCUGUUUAAUACAUUCAGAGAUCCAUGAAUGAUUUCUGUGUGUGAAUAUAAAAGUGACACUUGUCUUUAAAGAUGUUGUGACCGUUCACAUUUAUAUCAAGGCUUUUCCUCACUUGUGAUGAAAGGGACAAUCUGUUUCAUUGUGUUUUAUGGACACAUUCUUACCGGUGUACUCAUCUAUCGAUUCUGCAGAUCUUUGCACUUUUUUUGCACUGGUUAAAUUAUAUUAAGAAAAUUUUUUUGUAACAUUUAUAUUGACAGUCCUGGCAGGCAAACCAAUUACUUUUUAGAUUUAAUUAGCAAUGCUGGGAAAAAUGUUUUUUUGGAGUUUGUGUACAUUAUCUAAAAGGCAUAUGCAGUCAAAGCACAAAAUGUACAGUAUAUAACCUACAGCCUGCAGGUCACAGUGGCUGUGCAAUAUUGUAAACUCCCUUUAAAUGUUGGUGGCGUUUGUCCACCCACGUCGGCUAAUAAGAAGCGCCAUGAGAGCGGUCAUGGGAGAAGACAAAACGACUACAGGGAAAGUGUGUAAAGCCAAAAAUGAAUCCCCUUCCCCCUUGCUAUUUUCCUUCAGUUUUCUGAUGUGUGACUCAGUGAAGGAAACAACAACUCGAGCCUCUUUUUACACAAGGGUUUGUUAUUCAGCAAAUGCCAAUGAAAAUUUCAUGCAGGGCUUGAGGCGGUCUGGAGAGAUUGUUAUGCAAAAACAGCAGUCGCUGCGGCACGUCAGUGUUUCUUCUCAUUUCUAUUGCCUGUACAGGAUUUUGACUGAAAAUAGCAAUUAUUUGAUGGAUUUAUAAGUCACUAUCAUGACUAUUAUAUCGUGUCAUUUCUGUGUUUACAUGUGCAAACCGAAUGAAUUACAGACUGAACAAAGUGUGUCAGUUUUUGCACUGAUUUUGUCUUCAACACAUCACAAUAUCCAGUAUAUUUGGAGCAGAUGUUCCUAAAUUUAAUCUCAUGAUAACAAGACAGAUACCAUAUGGAUGUUUGCUUCAACCAGGAAUGGACAAUAUAGGUAAAACUUUUCAGCUGCUACAGCUAAUUUGUGGAAAAACAGUCCAAACUAGACACAGUAUGUCAGUUUUUGCACUGAAAUUUUGUCUUAAAUAAA